Tachysurus fulvidraco (yellow catfish) is the source of this 2470-nucleotide messenger RNA. RefSeq names its product GTPase IMAP family member 7-like. Lineage: Eukaryota; Metazoa; Chordata; Actinopteri; Siluriformes; Bagridae. Bases 190 to 1530 code for a protein of 446 amino acids. The transcript has 2 exons. Gene Ontology annotation, molecular function: GTP binding. The record is from RefSeq and is a predicted model, not a curated record.
AGAGAGUAAGAAUGAAGGAAGUAGAAGAGAGAGAGAGAGAGAGAGAGAGAGAGAGAGAGAGAGAGAGAGAGAGAGAGAGACUUUCGUCGACAGAGACAUCUUUUUGUCUUUGCUUUGGAAAAAGAUAUUAAGAGCAUUUCAGAAACAAACUUCAUACCGUUUGCAUUUGUAUUAAAAGAGUAUUCAGAAAUGAAGCGUUCCCAGUUCAGGAACUCCAGUCCACAGAAAGACAUCCAGUCCCCAGUCACUCAGCUGAGACUGGUGCUGCUGGGCAGAACAGGUUCAGGUAAAAGUGCCACUGGAAACACCAUCUUGGAUAAAAAAUGUUUCCAAUCUGAAGUAAGUAUGAGUUCAGUGACAAAUCAAUGCCAGAAGGAAUGUGGAGUAGUUAAUGGGCGGAGUCUAGCAGUGAUUGACACUCCUGGCUGGUUUGACACCGACCUCCAGCAAAAUAAAAUAGCAGAUGAAGUGCUGAGAUGUCUGGUCAUGUGUUCACCUGGACCACAUGCAUUUCUGCUCAUCAUACCGAUCGCCCGCUUCACAGAAGAGCAGCAGAAGACUGUAGAUAUGAUUGAGAAGGUUUUUGAGGGGAACUUCAGUGACCACACCAUCAUCAUAUUUACCCGUGCAGACGAGCUGGAAGGAGAGACGAUUGAGAACUUUAUGAGAAAACAGGAUCAGAGAAUCCAGGAUCUUAUUGCACGAUUCGGUGGGCGUUACCUGGCUUUCAAUAACAAGACCAGAGAGAAACAGGACCAGGUGAAACAGCUCCUGAGAAAGCUGGAUGAGUUGCUGGAACAGAACGAGUAUCGUCAUUUCACCAACCAGAAGACAGAGGCUGUAGAGAGGGCACUAACAAUGUUGAAACAAAAAAAACAAGAAAAACUAGAUGAAGCAGUUAAGAAGGCCAAGCAGGAAGUACAGCAGAUGGCUUUACGUCAAAAGUCUGACAUUGAUAAAGCCCUUGAGGCAGAAAAGCAAGAUAUAGAAAGACGCAGGAGUCACAUCCAGGGUAUAAUCCUCCGUUUAACAGUACAGAUUAACAAAGAAAGUGAAAACCUUUAUGAAGAUCCACACAGGCUGCAGUUGCUGCAGGAAUCUCUAGAGAAUGCAAAAAUCAGCGUCAGAAACCUGGAGAAAGAGAAGGAGUUAAGGAUAAAGGAAAGUGAAGAAAAGAUUAAGGAAGUAGAAAUAUGGAUGAAGGAAGAAGAGCAAAGAAGAGAGCAAGAGGAAAGAGAAAAGGCUUCAAAUGAUGAAGAGAAAUGGUAUUACAAUGAAACAUAUAUAACUAUCCUGAAGUACCUCAUCAUUUUUUUGGGAGGCACUGGAGUUGGAGCUGGAGCUGUAUUUGCACUUGCACCUGCACUUUUUAUGACCGCAGCACCUGUAGGAAUAGCAACAGAGUUAACUGCACUGUUCGGACCACAGGUUGCAGCCGCCAUGAUUGCAGCAGCUACAAAAGCAGCUCCUUUAAUUACUGCAGCAGCAAAUGUAGCUCCAAUGGUGACUAGCCUUUGUUCCAUUCAGUAACACAAAAUCCAAAAUAUAUCUGUCUUAUCAUGAGAGUUUGGACGAGUCUAUAAUUUUGUAAUUCAUUAAACCAGGGAUGAGAAUCAGACACAGAUAAUAGAAUUGUGUAAACUGAACUGAAGCGAAUUGAAUCAAGUAUGUAUCUGUUUUUCUAUCAGAAUAAUAAACCAAGCUCUCCAUUAGGAAACUACCAACUUUACAUAUAAUCCAAAAUUUUAGAAGAUCAAUAUAAUCCAUUUAAUAUUACCUUUUCUAUUUACUACAUAAAUCCAUGCAUUGAUCCAAUAUAAUCCAAUUUACAUCUAGUUUGUUACACUACAAAAUGGUUCAGGUUGGAGUUGAAUAUUUAUGGAAGACCCUGUGUGGUAAAGCCAUCAUUUGGACAUGAAAAUGGUAAUAGUAAUAGUAAUAAAAGUGAUUUAUAAGUGAUAAAUAUUCAAUUUGACCCAUGUGACAUUGGACAAACUUAAAUGAGACCUGUUACAUAAAAUGAGAUUAGCGCCUCUGCUCUAGUCUGUCUGGUGGUAUUAUUUCAUAUCCGAUGCUUGUAGUGUAGAAAAAAAAUUUUAAAAAUUACCUUUUUAUUACAGUCAUAUUCUCUUGUAUUAUUCAUUGUGUUUUAGAAUAUGCUAAUAGGUACUAAUCACAGUCAGUGUAUUGCUUCUGUUCUUCAGUGUUUAGAACAAAGCAGCUCCAUCUUUGGGCUUCUCUUUAAUGCAGUAAUUACAAUACAUUUUAUUAGUAAAGUAGUAAAAGCGAUGCAGUAACUAGAACUGUAAUUCUAAUUACGUCUAUGUUAUUAUCCUAAUAGCAUGUAAACUUUUCAGUAAUCAGAUAUGCGAGCGUGUUUUCAUGUAACAGUGUUUGGGAUUCAGUUUGAUUAUUUAUAUCCGGUUUAAUAAUGUAUCCUUUAAAAUAAAAUCAAUUUGAGAUGUCUCAA